Molecule: messenger RNA, 9525 nt
Organism: Megalobrama amblycephala (Wuchang bream)
Lineage: Eukaryota; Metazoa; Chordata; Actinopteri; Cypriniformes; Xenocyprididae
Product: mucin-2-like
Exons: 30
Cellular component (GO): extracellular matrix
Molecular function (GO): protein binding
Source: RefSeq, a predicted model, not a curated record
UGUGCUGGGUUCCACCUUAUAUCAUCAAUUACAUUCUUCCAAAGUAAACUACAAUUUACUAUAAAAGGACAAGUUCUGAAAGACAGCUCACAUUAGCUCUUGAUGAUGCUCGUCGCCUCCAUGGGGACUGUGAGGAUGUCCCAGAUGUGGAUGCUGAGAUGGGUCGUCCUGCUGGUGGGGCUGCAGUCCAUACAAGCAGACUUUAUGGAAGAUUAUGGCGGUACAGAAGAUCCUAUGGACUUUACAACAACAGAAGCAUGGCCAACAACUACAGCAGUCUAUCCCAGUAACCAUGUCAACAACAUCUGCAGUAUGUGGGGAAACUUCCACUUCAAGACGUUCGAUGGGGACGUUUAUCAGUUCCCAGGCACGUGCGAGUAUAACCUGGUGUCUGACUGCCAAAACCUCAUUCGCCAGUUCUCAGUUAAUGUGAAGAGAACAGGACUCGAUAAUGACCCAAAGAUCAGCAGGGUGUCGAUUACCAUUGAUUUCAUCACCAUUGAGUUGACCGAGAACCAGGUCGUGGUCAAUGGAGAAAAUGAAACGCUGCCCGUGUAUAUAGGAGGGAUCUUUCUGGAAGAGAACACAAACUACACCAGGGUCCGUUCCAAAACGGGCAUCACUGUCUCGUGGAACAAAGAAGAUACAGUCAUGGUAGAGUUGGACUCUGAAUAUUCAGAUCAAACCUGUGGCUUGUGUGGCGAUUUCAAUGGAGUUCCUGAUGAGUUUAUUGAAUCAGGAUCAGGAUUCGAACGAACGGUUGGCUUCAUUGAGUUUGGGAAUAAGCACAGAGUUUACAUCCCAAAUGAUAAUUGCAAUGAUCUCUCUGAAGAACGUGACAAGAAAGACAGGUUUAACAAGUGUGACAAUCAUAAGGCAGAUUGUGCAGAUCUUUUGGAGGAUGAAGACUGGUUCUCCUGUAAUAAGAUUUUGAACCCUGAGCCGUAUAUCAGUGCCUGUAUACUUGAUAUGUGCAUGUACGAACCUGAAGACACCGUCAACUCCUCGCUCUGUUCGACUUUGUCUGAAUAUUCACGUCAGUGUUCGCAUGCUGGGGGAAAUCCACCGAACUGGAGAACAGAUGACUUCUGCGCUGUCACAUGCCCCUACAAUAUGGAACAUUCUGAAAGCGGCUCCCCCUGUUUGGACACAUGCUCGCACAAAGUCACACUGUGUGAGGAACACAAGAUCGAUGGCUGCUUCUGCCCACCAGGAACUGUAUUUGAUGAUAUCACACACAUUGGCUGCAUCCUGGUGGAGCUAUGUCAGUGCACACACAACAACAUCAACUACGAGCCAGGAGAUUUUCUUUUCAAUAAGGAGGAGAAAUGUAUAUGUGAGAAGGGAAAGUGGAUCUGUGAGAGUAUUCCCGUCCCUGGCCUGUGCGCAGUAGAGGAAGGAUCUCACUUCACCACCUACGAUGGGAAAGAAUUCACUUUCCAUGGAGAGUGCAUCUAUGUGCUCUCAAAAGACUGUAACGAGACAAAGUUCAUCAUAUUGGUUCAGAUAUAUCCUUGUGGUACUCUUGUUGGCACCUGUUUAAAAUCUAUAGAAGUGCUAUUUUACAACGAUAAGAACAAUCGUCUGGUGAUUAACUAUGACGGCACAGUACAACACAAUGCAAAGGUUUUACUUCCUUACAAGGCAGCUGACUUCACAGUGUUCAAGCCGUCAUCGUUUUACAUCAUACUUCAGACCUCCUUUGGGCUGCAGGUGCAGGUACAGCUGGUGCCUCUUAUGCAGGUGUACAUCACUGUGGACCAAAGCUUCCAGGGCAAGACUUGUGGUCUCUGUGGAAAUUUUAACAAAGUGUUGUCUGAUGACCUGAAGACCCCUCAGGGCCUGGUGGAGGGUACAGCGGAUUCCUUCGCUAAUGCCUGGAAGGCCCAGUCCAACUGCCCUGACCAUGAAGAGAGGAUGGAAGACCCCUGUUCCUACAGCAGUGAGAUCGAGCACUUUGCCGAGUACUGGUGUUCCAUGAUGAAGGACAAGGAGAGUCUCUUUGCCAAAUGUCACACCACUGUCAAUCCAGACAGCUACUACAAAAGAUGCAAAUACUCCAGUUGUACCUGUAAGAGAAGCGAGGACUGUCUGUGUGCAGUGUUCUCCUCAUACGCCCGGGCCUGUGCGGCUAAAGGAAUAUUUCUUCAAGGCUGGCGAGAAAUUGUGUGCGAGAAGUAUACAGAGAACUGCCCGAAAUCACAGAACUACUCCUAUCAGCUGCAGAGCUGCCAGCGUACCUGUCUUUCUCUCGCCUCUGAACACCAAAUCUGCAGCGUUCACUCUGUGCCCGUUGAUGGAUGCGCAUGUCCAAAAAGAUUCUACGAGGAUGAGAAAGGACUGUGUGUACCUAUUGAAAAAUGUCCAUGUGACUACAAAGGAGAGACAGUCCAACCUGGCAAGUCUAUCAACAUUAAUAAUGAACACUGUAUUUGCGUGAAUGGAACAUUGCAUUGUCAGUCUUGGAAAACCCAAAUUCUGGAGUGUCCUACACCAAAGGUUUUCUUCAACUGCAGUACAGCAGGCCCAGAUGAACAUGGAUUGGCAUGUGCACAGACUUGUAUGCAAAAGAAAGUUGAUUGUUUCUCACAGGAAUGUGAAUCUGGAUGCCAGUGUCCUGCAGGUCUACUGGACGAUGGCGAAGGAAAAUGUGUUACACCUCAUGAAUGUCCAUGUCCUCAUGAUGGAGAGCUUCAUGCACCAGGAAAAAAGAUAACUGUACAUUGCAAUACGUGCACUUGUCAAGGGGGUACAUGGAUAUGUACAGAAAAUAAGUGUUCAGGCGUCUGCACAAUAUACGGAAGUGGACAUUAUAAAACUUUUGACCAGGAAAGAUUUGGCUUCAGGGGAGACUGCAGUUAUAUAGCUGCUCAGGACAAAUGUGGAAAUAAGACAGGAAAUUUCCAUGUAAUCACUGAAAAUAUUCCUUGUGGAACAACAGGGACAACAUGCUCAAAGGCUGUUGUCAUCAUUUUGGGGGAAACUGUGCUAGAGCUUUCUGAUGGGACUGUAAAAGUCUCUAAUACUACUAGUGGACCACAGAUCAACUAUAUAGAGAGAAAAAUUGGGAUUUACCUUGUUAUUGAUACUGACAUUGGACUGACGGUUUUGUGGGACCGCAAAACCACUAUCCGCAUCAUUCUGCAACCUCAGCACAUGGGAAAUGUAUGUGGCCUAUGUGGAAAUUUCAAUGGGAAUGGGAAAGAUGACUUCACCACUCAAGGCAGUUUGCAAACCACAAAUCUAAUAGAGUUUGUUGAUAGCUGGAAAGUGUCAAGCAGAUGCCCUGAUUCUGCACCAGACUUUGAUCCAUGCUUUGAGACCCCCCAUCGUGUGGCUUGGGCAAGAAAAGAAUGUAUAAUCAUAAUGGAAGAUAAGUUCAUAAAUUGCUCUAAAAAGGUGGAUCCAAACCCAUAUUAUGAGAACUGUGUGAAGGAUUCGUGUGCAUGUGACACAGGCGGAGAUUGUGAUUGCCUCUGUACAGCUGUGGCAGCUUACGCUCAAGCCUGCAAUGAUGCGGGUGUUUAUGUUGAUUGGAGAACACCUGAGUUCUGCCCUGUGUGCUGUGACUACUACAAUAAACUAGGAGUCUGCACAUGGCACUACAGUCCAUUUACACCUUUGUACGAAAUCUGUCCAAAACCUAAGGAUAUCUGCCAUAAAACUUUACCCAACGUGGAAGGAUGUUUUCCAAAAUGUCCAAACGACAACCCUAUUUUUGAUGAGGAACAACAGAUAUGUGUGAAGAAUUGUACUACUAGUACAACUCCUGGCACACCGCCUACUUCGACAUCGACAACCACCUCCACUACUCCAAUUACACCUCCAACAACUGUUUCAACAGAAGUACCAUCUACAACUAGUACAACUCCUGGCACACCGCCUCCUUCGACAUCGACAACCACCUCCACUACUCCAAAUACACCUCCAACAACUGUUUCAACAGAAGUACCAUCUACAACUAGUACAACUCCUGGCACACCGCCUCCUUCGACAUCGACAACCACCUCCACUAUUCCAAUUACACCUCCAUCAACUGUUUCAACAGAAGUACCAUCUACAACUAGUACAACUCCUGGCACAUCUACAACUAGUACAACUCCUGGCACACCGCCUCCUUCGACAUCGACAACCACCUCCACUACUCCAAUUACACCUCCAUCAACUGUUUCAACAGAAGUACCAUCUACAACUAGUACAACUCUUGGCACAUCUACAACUAGUACAACUCCUGGCACACCGCCUCCUUCGACAUCGACAACCACCUCCACUACUCCAAUUACACCUCCAUCAACUGUUUCAACAGAAGUACCAUCUACAACUAGUACAACUCCUGGCACACCGCCUCCUUCGACAUCGACAACCACCUCCACUACUCCAAUUACACCUCCAUCAACUGUUUCAACAGAAGUACCAUCUACAACUAGUACAACUCCUGGCACACCGCCUCCUUCGACAUCGACAACCACCUCCACUACUCCAAUUACACCUCCAUCAACUGUUUCAACAGAAGUACCAUCUACAACUAGUACAACUCCUGGCACACCGCCUCCUUCGACAUCGACAACCACCUCCACUACUCCAAUUACACCUCCAACAACUGUUUCAACAGAAGUACCAUCUACAACUAGUACAACUCCUGGCACACCGCCUCCUUCGACAUCGACAACCACCUCCACUACUCCAAUUACACCUCCAACAACUGUUUCAACAGAAGUACCAUCUACAACUAGUACAACUCCUGGCACACCGCCUCCUUCGACAUCGACAACCACCUCCACUACUCCAAUUACACCUCCAACAACUGUUUCAACAGAAGUACCAUCUACAACUAGUACAACUCCUGGCACACCGCCUCCUUCGACAUCGACAACCACCUCCACUAUUCCAAUUACACCUCCAUCAACUGUUUCAACAGAAGUACCAUCUACAACUAGUACAACUCCUGGCACAUCUACAACUAGUACAACUCCUGGCACACCGCCUCCUUCGACAUCGACAACCACCUCCACUACUCCAAUUACACCUCCAUCAACUGUUUCAACAGAAGUACCAUCUACAACUAGUACAACUCCUGGCACAUCUACAACUAGUACAACUCCUGGCACACCGCCUCCUUCGACAUCGACAACCACCUCCACUACUCCAAUUACACCUCCAUCAACUGUUUCAACAGAAGUACCAUCUACAACUAGUACAACUCCUGGCACACCGCCUCCUUCGACAUCGACAACCACCUCCACUACUCCAAUUACACCUCCAUCAACUGUUUCAACAGAAGUACCAUCUACAACUAGUACAACUCCUGGCACACCGCCUCCUUCGACAUCGACAACCACCUCCACUACUCCAAUUACACCUCCAACAACUGUUUCAACAGAAGUACCAUCUACAACUAGUACAACUCCUGGCACACCGCCUCCUUCGACAUCGACAACCACCUCCACUACUCCAAUUACACCUCCAACAACUGUUUCAACAGAAGUACCAUCUACAACUAGUACAACUCCUGGCACACCGCCUCCUUCGACAUCGACAACCACCUCCACUACUCCAAUUACACCUCCAACAACUGUUUCAACAGAAGUACCAUCUACAACUAGUACAACUCCUGGCACACCGCCUCCUUCGACAUCGACAACCACCUCCACUACUCCAAUUACACCUCCAUCAACUGUUUCAACAGAAGUACCAUCUACAACUAGUACAACUCCUGGCACACCGCCUCCUUCGACAUCGACAACCACCUCCACUACUCCAAUUACACCUCCAUCAACUGUUUCAACAGAAGUACCAUCUACAACUAGUACAACUCCUGGCACACCGCCUCCUUCGACAUCGACAACCACCUCCACUACUCCAAUUACACCUCCAACAACUGUUUCAACAGAAGUACCAUCUACAACUAGUACAACUCCUGGCACACCGCCUCCUUCGACAUCGACAACCACCUCCACAACUCCAAUUACAGCUCCGCCAACUGUUUCAACAGAAGUUCCAUCUACAACUAGUACAACUCCUGGCACACCGCCUCCUUCGACAUCGACAACCACCUCCACAACUCCAAUUACGCCUCCAUCAACUGUUUCAACAGAAGUACCAUCUACAACUAGUACAACUCCUGGCACACCAUCUCCUUCGACAUCGACAACCACCUCCACUACUCCAAUUACACCUCCAACAACUGUUUCAACAGAAGUACCUUCUACAACUAGUACAACUCCUGGCACACCGCCUCCUUCGACAUCGACAACCACCUCCACUACUCCAAUUACACCUCCAACAACUGUUUCAACAGAAGUACCAUCUACAACUAGUACAACUCCUGGCACACCGCUCCUUCGACAUCGACAACCACCUCCACUACUCCAAUUACACCUCCGCCAACUGUUUCAACAGAAGUACCAUCUACAACUAGUACAACUCCUGGCACACCGCCUCCUUCGACAUCGACAACCACCUCCACUACUCCAAUUACACCUCCAACAACUGUUUCAACAGAAGUACCAUCUACAACUAGUACAACUCCUGGCACACCGCCUCCUUCGACAUCGACAACCACCUCCACUACUCCAAUUACACCUCCAACUGUUUCAACAGAAGUACCACCAUCUACAACUAGUACAACUCCUGGCACACCGCCUCCUUCGACAACCACCUCCACUACUCCAAUUACACCUCCCAACUGUUUCAACAGAAGUACCAUCUACAACUAGUACAACUCCUGGCACACCGCCUCCUUCGACAUCGACAACCACCUCCACUACUCCAAUUACACCUCCCAACUGUUUCAACAGAAAAGUACCAUCUACAACUAGUACAACUCCUGGCACACCGCCUCCUUCGACAUCGACAACCACCUCCACUACUCCAAUUACACCUCCAACUGUUUCAACAGAAGUACCAUCUACAACUAGUACAACUCCUGGCACACCGCCUCCUUCGACAUCGACAACCACCUCCACUACUCCAAUUACACCUCCAACUGUUUCAACAGAAUACAACUCCUGGCACACCGCCUCCUUCGACAUCGACAACCACCUCCACUACUCCAAUUACACCUCCACAACUGUUUCAACAGAAGUACCAUCUACAACUAGUACAACUCCUGGCACACCGCCUCCUUCGACAUCGACAACCACCUCCACUACUCCAAUUACACCUCCGCCAACUGUUUCAACAGAAGUACCAUCUACAACUAGUACAACUCCUGGCACACCGCCUCCAUCGACAACCACCUCCACUACUCCAAUUACACCUCCAACUGUUUCAACAGAAGUACCAUCUACAACUAGUACAACUCCUGGCACACCGCCUCCAUCGACAACCACCUCCACUACUCCAAUUACACCUCCAACUGUUUCAACAGAAGUACCAUCUACAACUAGUACAACUCCUGGCACACCGCCUCCAUCGACAACCACCUCCACUACUCCAAUUACACCUCCAACUGUUUCAACAGAAGUACCAUCUACAACUAGUACAACUCCUGGCACACCGCCUCCAUCGACAACCACCUCCACUACUCCAAUUACACCUCCAACAACUGUUUCAACAGAAGUACCAUCUACAACUAGUACAACUCCUGGCACACCGCCUCCUUCGACAUCGACAACCACCUCCACUACUCCAAUUACACCUCCAACAACUGUUUCAACAGAAUACAACUCCUGGCACACCGCCUCCUUUGACAUCGACAACCACCUCCACUACUCCAAUUACACCUCCACAACUGUUUCAACAGAAGUACCAUCUACAACUAGUACAACUCCUGGCACACCAUCUCCUUCGACAUCGACAACCACCUCCACUACUCCAAUUACACCUCCAACAACUGUUUCAACAGAAGUACCAUCUACAACUAGUACAACUCCUGGCACACCGCCUCCUUCGACAUCGACAACCACCUCCACUACUCCAAUUACACCUCCAACAACUGUUUCAACAGAAGUACCAUCUACAACUAGUACAACUCCUGGCACACCGUCUCCUUCGACAUCGACAACCACCUCCACUACUCCAAUUACACCUCCGCCAACUGUUUCAACAGAAGUACCAUCUACAACUAGUACAACUCCUGGCACACCGCCUCCUUCGACAUCGACAACCACCUCCACUACUCCAAUUACACCUCCAACAACUGUUUCAACAGAAGUACCAUCUACAACUAGUACAACUCCUGGCACACCGCCUCCUUCGACAUCGACAACCACCUCCACUACUCCAAUUACACCUCCGCCAACUGUUUCAACAGAAGUACCAUCUACAUCUACAACUAGUACAACUCCUGGCACACCGCCUCCAUCGACAACCACUUCCACUACUCCAAUUACUACACCACCAACUGUUUCAACAGAAGUACCAUCUACAACUAGUACAACUCCUGGCACACCGCCUCCAUCAACAACCACCUCCACUACUCCAAUUACACCACCAACAACUGUUUCAACAGAAGUACCAUCUACAACUAGUACAACUCCUGGCACACCGCCUCCAUCGACAACCACCUCCACUACUCCAAUUACACCUCCAACAACUGUUUCAACAGAAGUACCAUCUACAACUAGUACAACUCCUGGCACACCGCCUCCUUCGACAUCGACAACCACCUCCACUACUCCAAUUACACCUCCAACAACUGUUUCAACAGAAGUACCAUCUACAACUAGUACAACUCCUGGCACACCGCCUCCUUCGACAUCGACAACCACCUCCACAACUCCAAUUACAGCUCCGCCAACUGUUUCAACAGAAGUUCCAUCUACAACUAGUACAACUCCUGGCACACCGCCUCCUUCGACAUCGACAACCACCUCCACUACUCCAAUUACACCUCCAUCAACUGUUUCAACAGAAGUACCAUCUACAACUAGUACAACUCCUGGCACACCAUCUCCUUCGACAUCGACAACCACCUCCACUACUCCAAUUACACCUCCAACAACUGUUUCAACAGAAGUACCAUCUACAACUAGUACAACUCCUGGCACACCGCCUCCUUCGACAUCGACAACCACCUCCACUACUCCAAUUACACCUCCAACAACUGUUUCAACAGAAGUACCAUCUACAACUAGUACAACUCCUGGCACACCGUCUCCUUCGACAUCGACAACCACCUCCACUACUCCAAUUACACCUCCGCCAACUGUUUCAACAGAAGUACCAUCUACAACUAGUACAACUCCUGGCACACCGCCUCCUUCGACAUCGACAACCACCUCCACUACUCCAAUUACACCUCCAACAACUGUUUCAACAGAAGUACCAUCUACAACUAGUACAACUCUUGCCACACCGCCUCCUUCGACAUCAACAACCACCUCCACUACUCCAAUUACACCUCCGCCAACUGUUUCAACAGAAGUACCAUCUACAUCUACAACUAGUACAACUCCUGGCACACCGCCUCCAUCGACAACCACCUCCACUACUCCAAUUACACCUCCAACUGUUUCAACAGAAGUACCAUCUACAUCUACAACUAGUACAACUCCUGGCACACCGCCUCCAUCGCAACAACUG